Messenger RNA from Sclerotinia sclerotiorum 1980 UF-70, 882 nucleotides. RefSeq lists its product with no specific name. Lineage: Eukaryota; Fungi; Ascomycota; Leotiomycetes; Helotiales; Sclerotiniaceae. The transcript has a single exon. The record is from RefSeq and is a predicted model, not a curated record. The coding region runs from base 1 to 882 and encodes 293 amino acids.
AUGUUUACCAUCCGAUCAACACCAUCAACUAGGUUUAUAAGAAUACCUAAAUUCCAAACCAUCCAUCACCCAUCAACUUACCAACAACAGAAACGAACCAUCAAACUUUUCACCUACGCCUCCACACCCAGCAAAGUCGGCCUUCAAAAACUAGCCGAAUAUAAAAACUUCCCCCUCACUGACCCCGAAUCAUGCCCCGUCCAACUAAUCGACCCCUCCUCCAUAGAAUACCAACCCCUACCCACCCCUAACACUAAAAAACCCACCAUCGCAACCAUAAAACCCCAUCCCAUCAUCCACGACACCACUUUAAAAAAUAUACUAGAAAACCACCUGAAAGAUGGAACAUUUCUCGCACCACGCGAAGACAUCCCCGGUUCAAAUCAAUACUAUUUACAAAAAAUCCCCAAGGAAGAAAUCACCCAUCCGAUCCGCACAGCCUCUAUAUCACGGGGCUUAAAAUCCGCCCCGGGAGGCGACGCCUCCGCGCGACGAGUAAAAUUAUUUCCGUUCCACGCUACGCAUGAUUGGUAUCAUGUGCAGAAACAGUUACGGAUAGCAAGGGCAUGGAUACAGAGUAGUAAGAAAGCGGUAGUGGAAAUCCACGUGUGUAUUGAUCGGAAGAAAAAUGCAGUGAAGGAUGAAGAAGCGAUAGCGGAGAUUCCGCGGAAAUGUUUGUAUUUUCGUCCGGAUGUUAUUGUGGGGGCGAUGCCGAGGGGGACGAGGAUUAUGAUUGCGGCGCAGACGGAUGGGGGGGAGUUUUGUUGGGUUAUGGGGAGGCAUGAGGGGGAUUGUAGGGGGUUGGGGGCGAGGUUAGAGAAGAAGAGGGAGUGGGAGGUUAGGAAGAAGAGGUUGUUGUUGGAAGAGGAAGGUGGAGGCUAG